This is a messenger RNA of Caenorhabditis elegans, 2152 nucleotides long. It is a transcript of the gene gar-3, whose product is annotated as Muscarinic acetylcholine receptor gar-3. Lineage: Eukaryota; Metazoa; Nematoda; Chromadorea; Rhabditida; Rhabditidae. Gene Ontology annotation, cellular component: membrane; plasma membrane. Gene Ontology annotation, molecular function: G protein-coupled receptor activity; G protein-coupled acetylcholine receptor activity. Gene Ontology annotation, biological process: G protein-coupled receptor signaling pathway. Bases 146 to 1903 code for a protein of 585 amino acids. The transcript has 11 exons. The record is from RefSeq and is marked reviewed.
AAUAUCAAACUACCAGCCACUUCAUCUGUAAAUCUAUUGCUGGCAGAAUUUCAGAAUCAAGACAUACACCAUUAUUACUCCUCCUGCACAUUUAUUAAUCAACACAUCAGCUGAAAAUUCGACAUGGAUCACCACAGACGAGAGGAUGCAGUCCUCUUCGUUGGGGAAUGCUGAUGAUCCUCGAUUCCGGCAGACACACUUAUUCCAGAUGUUGGUGAAGGUGAUAAACACGUCGGCCGAAAAUGCGACAAAGACAGCGAUUGCGACAUCAUCCACCUCAACUCCAUCCUUUGUGGACACAUAUUCCACGUCGUCGCUGCUCGGUGAAGAAGGUCGAAUGGUUAUGAUAGUUGUCAUCGGUGCAAUGUUCGCAUUAGUAACCUCACUUGGAAAUUUGAUGGUAAUGGUUAGCUUCAAAAUCGACAAGCAACUUCAGACAAUUAGUAACUAUUUCCUGUUUAGUUUAGCCGUCGCAGAUAUUGCAAUUGGUGUCAUAUCAAUACCCAUGUUCACAUACUACACUGCAAUUCAAAAAUGGGAUCUUGGAUACACAAUGUGCCAGUUCUGGUUAUGCAUCGAUUAUUUAAUGAGCAACGCAUCCGUCCUGAAUCUUCUGCUCAUUUCCUUCGAUCGAUACUUCUCAGUGACACGACCGUUGUCCUACAGGCCUAGAAGAACAACUAAAAAAGCAUUGACAAUGAUUGCAUGCACAUAUAUAAUAUCCUUGAUUCUAUGGCCUCCAUGGAUCAUUUCAUGGCCGUAUAUCGAAGGAAAAUUCACUGCAGAACCUGGAACUUGUGUCGUACAAUUCCUGCAGACAAAUCCGUAUGUAACAGUUGGAACCGCGGUUGCUGCAUUUUAUCUUCCUGUUACAAUUAUGUGCAUUCUGUACACGAGAGUAUAUUGGGAAACUCAAAAACGACAAAAAGAGUUUGGAAAGCUUCAAGCUACGCAGUUCUCGCGUCGAUCAAUGAAGCGGGAUGUAUCCUCCACUUCAAUUAUCAAAUCAAGUGGUUCAAUGAGAAAAAAGAAUAAUCAAGAUGGAUACGUUGAAGAUAGCGUGACACCUUGUACUUCCUCUCGGAACUCGAAACGAAAAUCCUGGCUUAGAAAUUGCACUGGAAAAUCAAAUUCUUCAUCUGAAGAUAGUUCAGAAGCAGUUGCAAUGAACCUGGAUGAUACUUCAUUGAGUUCAAGUCAUUUUGCGUUGAGUGGGAGUCGAAGGAGAAACAUUUCACCGCCGUGCACACCGAUGCCGACUAAUUUUGAAGACGAAGAGCAAACUGAUGCGGGAGCAUCUAUGAGAAAUGGGUCAGCAAGGUUUCGAAGUCGCCCAUCAGACACUGGAAAGAAUAACAAUUCGGACACCUAUACAGUUUUGAUUGAGUUAAAUGACGAAGGAAGCCGUCCAAGUGUUCGAUUAAGUAGCUGUGAACCUUAUUUAGACGAACCGAUUUCCACACGGAAUCGCUCAAAAAGUGAUUGUAAUAGUGAGAUUGACGAGCGUCGACACAGUCUUCUCAACAAGCAAUCACCAUUCAAAAAUGGAAGAAUUCUUAAAAACUUCAGUUCUCAAGAGCGCAAAAGUGAGAAAGAGCAACGGAAGAAUGAAAGGAAGCAAGAGAGCAAAGCAGCUAAAACACUUUCCGCCAUUUUGUGCGCUUUCAUCGCCACAUGGACACCAUAUAACUUGAUCGUUUGCUGGGAAGCGUUUUUUCCGAACACUGUUCCAAAUGUUUUAUGGACGUUUAGUUAUUUCCUUUGUUACAUCAACUCGACUAUCAAUCCACUUUGUUAUGCUCUUUGUAAUGCAAGAUUCCGUCACACAUACAUGCGAAUUCUCCGUUGCAAAUUUAAAGCGGAACGUCCCACAAUGAAUCAGGGAUAUGUCCGACGCAACUAGAGACUCAAUCAAUCAGUACAAAAAUGUGCACAACUCCCUUUGCCAAGAUCUCGAAACACUUGAAACAGUAUAUUAGAUGCAUUUGAAAACCGGUCCAACAUCAUCAUUUUCUAAUUUUUUUCAACUUUUUUCUUAACUUUUUUCAAAUUAGUUCGAAAUAUUUGGUCUUGUUUAUCAACAUUCUUCUCACCGAAUCAUUGCUCAUUCAUUGUUGACGGGUUUUUUAAUGUAAAGAAACUCUUUAUUUUU